Messenger RNA from Pomacea canaliculata, 7739 nucleotides. Its product is annotated as DNA polymerase epsilon catalytic subunit A-like. Gene Ontology annotation, cellular component: nucleus; epsilon DNA polymerase complex. Gene Ontology annotation, molecular function: DNA binding; nucleotide binding; zinc ion binding. The record is from RefSeq and is a predicted model, not a curated record. Gene Ontology annotation, biological process: mitotic cell cycle; DNA replication proofreading; base-excision repair, gap-filling. NCBI's taxonomy places the organism in Eukaryota, Metazoa, Mollusca, Gastropoda, Architaenioglossa, Ampullariidae.
AAAUUCUCAAGUGGUUCGCGCCAAAAAUAAAGGAGUUUUCGUGAUGCCGAUGACUAUUAUUGAUUAAAAGUUUGAUAUUGUAGUGUUCAGCAUGGUUUUGCAAAACACCGGAAGAUUUAAAGCUGAGAAGGAAAAGAAUGCUGGUGAAGCGCCAAGCACCCGUGAAGAUUCAACUGAAAAGCGGUUGCAGAGAGCCAACUUAAAUGAUGAAAUAGAUGUGAGGUUUGGCUUUGAAAGAUACAAAGAUCCACAGGAGCGAACAGGCUGGCUUAUCAACAUGCAUCCAACUGACAUUUUGGAUGAAGACAAACGGCUUGUCAGUGCUGUCGAUUAUUACUUCUUGGAAGAAGACGGCAGUCGUUUUAAGGCUACGCUUCCCUUCAGACCCUACUUCUAUGUGGCAACAAAGAAAGACUGUGAGAAGGAAGUAGUGUCAUUUCUUUCAAGAAAAUUUUCAGGGAAACUAGCUUCUGUGGAGACCGUCCAAAAAGAAGAUCUUGACUUGCCUAAUCAUUUGGUAGGGCUGAAGCGCACCUACAUCAAGUUGUCCUUUCAUUGUGUGGAAGACCUGGUGAAGGCCAAGCGAGAAAUACAGCCAGCAGUUCGGAAAAACAAAGAACGAGAAAAAAGCAGUGAUGCUUACACCACCAUGCUUACCACACAUCUUGCUGGUGAUGUGGCUGCUGGGAUGUCUAAAAGAAUUGCCGAUCAGAUGGAAAACAUCAUUGACAUCCGGGAGUACGAUGUGCCGUAUCAUGUGCGGGUAUCUAUUGACCUGAAGAUCUUUGUUGGUCACUGGUAUUCAGUAUGGGGAAGAGGUUUAGCAUCCCCAGAAAUAAAACGUCGGGAGGACCUUGUUUCAUGGCCUGAACCAGUUGUGCUAGCUUUUGACAUUGAGACAACCAAACUGCCACUGAAAUUUCCAGAUGCACAGACUGAUCAGAUUAUGAUGAUUUCCUACAUGAUAGAUGGCCAGGGUUUUCUGAUAUGCAACAGAGAGAUUAUUUCACAGGAUGUAGAGGAUUUUGAGUAUACACCACGACCAGAAUUUGAGGGUCCUUUCAAAGUCUACAGCGUUCCUGAUGAGGCUGCACUCAUCAACAAAUUCUUUGAACAUAUCCAAGAAGUGAAGCCUCAUAUUUUUGUCACAUACAACGGUGAUUUCUUUGACUGGCCAUUUGUGGAGACGCGUGCUGCUAUUCAUGGACUUGACAUGAUGCGGGAAAUUGGAUUUCAGCGAGACAGCCAGGGUGAAUACAAAUCUCGAGCAGCUUCUCAUCUUGACUGCUUCCGAUGGGUGAAGAGAGACAGCUACCUACCUAUGGGAAGUCAGAAUCUGAAAGCUGUAGCGAAGGCCAAACUUCGUUAUGACCCUGUUGAGCUUGAUCCAGAAGAAAUGUGUCGGAUGGCUUGUGAGGAACCACAGGUGUUGGCUAAUUAUUCAGUGUCUGAUGCUGUGGCAACAUACUAUUUGUACAUGAAAUAUGUUCAUCCUUUCAUCUUUGCCCUCUGUACCAUCAUCCCAAUGGAACCUGAUGAGGUGCUGAGGAAGGGGUCAGGUACGCUCUGUGAGGCUCUGCUUAUGGUGCAGGCAUACCAUGCCAACAUUAUCUUCCCUAAUAAGCAGGAGUCAGUUCUCAACAAACUAACAGAUGAUGGACAUAUGCUUGACUCUGAGACCUAUGUUGGUGGCCAUGUUGAGGCCCUAGAGUCGGGAGUCUUCCGAGCUGACAUCCCUUGUCGAUUCAGAAUGGUGCCUCAAGCAUUCCAAAUGCUGAUUGACAGCGUGAAGCGAACGAUAAAGCAUGCCAUUGAAGAGGAGGAGAAAGUCCCUUUGGAACAAGUGUCGAAUUUUGAAGAGGUGUGCAAUGACAUUGUAGAAAAGUUGUCUAUGUUGCGUGACUGUCCAAAUCGACUGGAGAAUCCUAUUAUUUAUCACCUUGAUGUUGGUGCUAUGUACCCAAACAUCAUUCUGACCAACAGACUGCAGCCACCAGCUAUUGUGGAUGAGGAAACAUGUGCUGCCUGUGAUUUCAACAAGCCAGGCUCCCGGUGCCAGAGACGAAUGCCUUGGAUGUGGCGUGGGGAAUUUAUGCCAGCCACAAGAAAUGAAUACCAUCGCAUUCAACAGCAACUGGAGAACGAGAAAUUUCCUCCCGAGUUUCCAGGAGGUCCUCAGAGAGCAUUUCAUCAGUUGCCUCGUGAAGAGCAAGCCACUAUUGAGAAAAAGCGAUUGGCUGAAUACUGUCGCAAAGCCUAUAAAAAGGUUCACAGCACUCGCAUGGAACAGCGCGUAGCGACCAUAUGUCAGCGAGAAAACUCAUUCUACGUUGACACAGUACGAGCUUUUCGUGACCGCCGCUAUGAAUUCAAAGGGUUGACAAAAGUGUGGAAGAAUAAGUUGACAGAGGCAGAGGAACAGAACGAUGCAUCAGAGAUCAAGCGUGCCAAUGGCUUGCUGGUUCUGUAUGAUUCACUUCAGCUUGCCCACAAGUGCAUUCUCAACUCCUUCUAUGGAUAUGUUAUGAGAAAAGGUGCCCGAUGGUACAGCAUGGAGAUGGCUGGGAUUGUAUGCUACACAGGAGCCAACAUCAUCACGCGAGCUCGAGAAAUUGUUGAACAGAUUGGGCGUCCCCUGGAACUAGACACGGAUGGUAUCUGGUGUGUCCUUCCAGCUACAUUUCCUGAGAACUACAUCUUCAAAACAAUCAAUCCCAAGAAACCCAAAAUAACUAUUUCCUACCCGGGAGCUAUGUUAAACAUGAUGGUGAAGGAUCAUUUUACAAAUGAUCAGUAUCAAGAGCUUUCCUCUGCGGACAGCUUGACCUAUUCAGUAAGAAGUGAGAACUCCAUCUUCUUUGAGGUUGAUGGGCCAUACCUUGCCAUGAUUCUACCAGCUUCAAAGGAAGAAGGGAAAAAGCUGAAGAAGCGUUAUGCUGUGUUCAACUUUGACGGCUCUUUGGCUGAACUGAAAGGCUUUGAGGUGAAGCGCAGAGGUGAACUGGAGUUGAUUAAGAUUUUUCAGUCAUCUGUCUUUGAAGCCUUUUUGAAGGGUGAAACCCUGGAAGAAUGUUACAAGGCUGUGGCAAAAGUUGCAGACUACUGGCUUGAUGUUCUCUACAGCAAGGCAGCAAACAUGCCUGAUUCGGAGUUGUUUGAGCUGAUAGCAGAAAACCGCAGCAUGUCACGCAAACUUGAAGACUAUGGUUCACAGAAAUCAACUUCCAUCAGCACAGCCAAAAGACUUGCAGAGUUUCUCGGUGACCAGAUGGUGAAAGAUGCUGGCCUGGCAUGUAGAUUUGUUAUCUCUAAGAGACCUGAGGGUGCCCCAGUCACUGAACGAGCCAUUCCACUCAACAUCUUCCAGGCUGAACCCAGCGUGAAAAAACACUUUCUGCGCAAAUGGUUGAAAAGUCCACAGUGCACUGACUUUGACAUCCGAGAGAUUUUGGACUGGGAGUACUACAUAGAGAGACUGGGAGGGUGCAUCCAGAAGAUCAUUACCAUUCCUGCAGCUCUGCAAAGUAUUUCAAACCCAGUUCCUCGAAUACCUCAUCCUGACUGGCUACGGAAGAAAAUGCUAGAGAGAACUGACAUCUUCAAGCAGAAAAAGAUCAGUGAGAUUUUUGCUCCAACUGCACGACAGAUGACUAAUGUAUCCAAGCUCUGUGAAGAUGAAAACAGGGAAGAAACACCACCUGAUGAGAUACCAGUUCCUGACAUGGAAGAUAUGGGUGGACAAACUCUACGACCUACAGGGGUUGCAGUGUUAAACAAGCGUAAACGAGAUCAACUUGGAAUAGAUAGCCAAAGAGACUCUCAAAUUUCAGAUGCAUCACAGAAUUGGCGAGAUGUGCUGGGUCCACCCCCUCCUAUUGGAACAACUAAGGAAGAGCGUAUGACUUGGGUGUUGUACCACAAGAAGAAAUGGGAACUGCAGGCUAAAGCAAGACAAGAGAGGAAGCGUCGACGGAUGGAUGCCGGUGACUUACCUGUGUCUGGCGUUGUGGUGCCAGUGCGGGGCCUGGGUGGAUUUUUGCGGCGCACUGCACGCAGCAUGAUGGAUAUGCCUUGGCAGAUUGUGCAGUUGAUGGAAAUGACCCAGCCAGGGACCUUUAAACUGUGGGCUUUGAUUGGUUCUGACCUUCAUGCUAUGAAACUUUUAGUUCCACGCAUAUUUUACGUCAAUCAAAAAACACCAAAAGAAGGUGAAGGGGCUAUGUGGAGAAAAGUUCAGAAAAUUCUCCCAAGAUCACACCCUGUCCUAAACCUGUAUGAGUAUUCUGUUCCAGAAAAUGUCUACCAAGAACACAUCAAUGAUAUAACUGCUGACUUGUCAUCACCUGACAUCGAAGGUGUGUAUGAGACUCAGGUACCUCUGGACUUCCGAGCUCUGGUUGAUCUCGGCUGUCUUGUCACAGUUGAUCGCAACUUUGCCAAAAUGAUGUCUGGCAGGGAAACAGACACCUUUGAGUUAGAAAACCUUGAAUUUCGUACUUUGGCUCAGUUUCCAUACCUGGAGCCUGGAUCCAUCAAGCAUAUUUACCUCUAUCAUCACAUCUGCAGCAGCAAAGUCAUGAUGGGCCUGUUCUUCCCCAUGUCAAAGCGAGCUACAGUCUUUGUAGUAGACACAGUACGUAGCGAUCAGAUGCCUAACCUGCAGGCCCUGUACAAUGCUGAGAGGAAUACAAAGUUAUCCAAGGGAGCUGAUGAAUCCAUGUUGCCCCCUGGUGGUCACACCUUUGAUAUCAAACUGGAAAAAGAUAUCCGCCAAGUUCAUCGCAGUCUCCAGAGGCUGUUGUCUACCUACAAAGAUGAGAAGCGAGGUCCAACCUUCAUUGCAGUUCAGUCACCAAAAGACUUUCAGCACUUGACAGCAGCCAUGCCAGGCUUGAGUGACUUCCCUCUUGUGCCCAUCCAUAUUUCAGAUAGUGACACUCUAUACAACGUCCUUGAUUGGCAAAGGGUGGGAAGCCGUCGCAUGCUGCAGCAUUACCUGAAUGUUGAUAUUAUCCUACAGGCUAUGAUGGAACAAUGUCGAUAUUUCCACAUCCCUGUGGGCAACAUGCCUAAAGACAUCACAAUGUUUGGCUGUGACCUGUUCUUUGCUCGCCACCUCCGCAAACACAAUCAUGUUCUGUGGGCCUCAAUGUCAGAGCGGCCAGACCUGGGCGGGAAAGAAGCCGAUGACAACAGACUUUGCAUGGAAAUGGAAGAGAGCAACAGUAUAGCAGUUAAUAACAGUGGGGCCUAUCACUCUGUGUGUAUUGAGUUGGAGGUCACGUCACUAGCUGUCAACACCAUCAUUGAGUCAGGACAUGUGAACGAUCAAGAGGGCGCCAGCGCUGUCAGCUUUGACACAAUGCUGACCUCACUAGAGGAGAUGGCCAAAGGCCAGGGAGCAGCUACGAUGGGGCUGGCAAGUUAUGAUGAAGCUGCACUGUGUUCCACCACUUUCAGGAUUCUGAAAAACAUGGUGCAAGGUUGGGUUCGGGAUGUGACGUCCUACAACAAUGUGUUUGCAGACAACCAGAUUGUACAUUUUUACAGGUGGUUGCGAUCUCCAACUGCCCUUCUUUAUGACCCAGCCUUGCGAAGAACUCUGCACAACAUGAUGAAGAAAGUCUUCAUGCAGCUGAUGGCCGAAUUUCAGCGUCUUGGGUCCAUCAUUGUGUAUGGUAACUUCAACCGCCUCAUUCUAUGCACUAAAAAGCGACGGCUGAUUGAUGCACUGUCCUACGUAGAGUACAUCACAAACAGCAUAUGCGCUCGCCAGCUGUUUCACCUCAUAGACCUCACUUAUGAUCAGUGUUGGGAAUUCCUUAUUUGGAUGGACCCUGCCAACCAUGGAGGAGUCAAGGGGAAGCUAUCCAAUAAACCAGGUUCCAGCAGGAAAGAAAAGGAUGUUGGUGAUGAGGAACAGAAUAGCGAUGGCGAGGAAGAAGAAGAAUUAAACAAGUCAGAUGAUGAAGAUGAGCCUGAGAUCGAGAUGAAUUGGAACUUGAUGCGCUUUCUUCCCGAAGGUGGAGCCUGCCAGACGAAUUUUAACAUGAUCAUUGCUGGUUACAUCCUGUCAGUGUACAUGCAGCUGCAAGAGGAGCAAAGGCGGGUGACCCCUGGCAGCACACCUGUGAAACGCCGCCAUAAUGGCAGUCAGACGCAGAGGGUACCGGACUCAUCAGCGACACCUUCAGUUGUGUCGUUUUCACAAGAGCUGGUAGAAGGAGAACUUUCACAGCAAAUGUUUGCGCUUACUCAAAAAAUCCACAAGAAGCUCUCGGGUAACCAUAGCGAUACUACCAGUAUGUCUUCUGAGUUUCCUUGGCUUCCGGGGUCCUACCUGCCUCUCAACAACCCUGCUCUGGAAUUUAUCAAAUCAGUUUGUCAGGUUCUAUCCCUAGAUGCCAAUGUAAACAUUCAGGUGAGCAGACUGAAACGAGACCUUCUGAAGCUCAUUGGAGUUGGAGAAUUUUCCUCGGAGGCUCAGUUUAAAGACCCAUGUUUGUCGCAUGUUUUACCUGAGGUUAUCUGCAGAACAUGCAAUCAUAUCCGUGACCUUGAUCUUUGCCGUGACCCAUAUCUCAGUCAUGAUGGCUCAGGAUCUUGGGCUUGUGUCCAGUGCCACACAAAUUACGACUUAAAUGAACUAGAACAGGUGCUGGUGGCAACAGUUCAUCGCAAGUCUAUGGCUUUUGUGCUGCAGGACUUAAAGUGCUCCAAGUGCAAAAUGGUGAAGGAGAACAACAUGAGGCGGUACUGCACUUGUGCUGGGGACUACAACAACACCAUCAGUCCUCGGGACCUGGGCCUGCAGCUGAAUACUUUCCUCGGCAUUGCCAAGCACUAUCAAAUGACACUGCUGGAAGAAAUGGUCAUCCUGGAUCCUAAACAUGAACCCUGGGAUGAUGCCAAGCUGAAAGCCUUGUCUGCUGGCUGCCCGUACUCUGUGAUGACAGCCUGUACCAUAGUCUUUCACUGGAUAUUCAGUAGAUCCUAACUGCAUUGAAAUUACAAGUACAUUUCAUCUUGACAGGAUCAUUUUAAUUUACUGAUGUAGUAGAUGCCAUCAGUAAUCAGACCUUCAGCCUUGUAAAUGUUAAUAUCUAACUCACUCUGCUACCCCCAAUACUCCCUAGGUGCAUAUUUUAUAUGCUGUGUCCCAUAAAGCUUGAUCAUGCAAUGGUCUUGUCUGGUCUGUAAUUCAGUGCAUACACUAGAUAAUUAAAUUGUAAAUUGCUCUAAAUCUUUAGCUCCAUAAAGUUGUCUAUCAUUCUUUAAGCAGUCAAGUAUGUUCAUUGAGAUUUUUUAUGGUACAAGUCUGGGUACAACUUUAGUGAAUAGUACCUGAGAAUUUAUAUUGCACAUUGCUAUGUAUAUAUGAAAGUCACAUUCAGCUUCUUUGUGUGUGUGAAAAUGUUCGGGGAAUCCUGUUUUGAGGGUUUACAAAAACUUCAGGCAUUGAGUUACAUUGUGGUUAUUGCAUUAUCAUUUUACGUUGUGCAAUAUGUCAGUAUAUUACUUUGUGUGUGAAGUAGGCUUGUUUUGCCUCGGCACUUAAAACAUAUAUCUGGGUGAAAUUAAGGGGAUAUUGAUGGGUGGAUGGGUGGGUGGUGUUUGCAUCUUGGUUAAUACUUGAAAAAGUUGCUUGAAAUUUGGCAUGCAAGUAUAUCAUCUUCCUUCAAGUUGUAUAAAAGAAAAUUGUAAAAUAAAACCUAUACAAAUUUGGACUGCCAGAAAAA